CAAGAUGGAGGAGGAGUUUACUGUGAACGCGGCGGCGGCGGCGGCGGCGGCGGCGGCGGCGGCGGUUGGGGGAACGACCUGGAGCGAUGGCGAUGUGGCUGCGCUGACGGAGAUUGUCAAUGAGGCUUAUCGGUGGGGGGAAGGGAAUAUUUGGGAGGAGCCCUUUCAUCGGACCGAUGCUGGGGAGGUGCGCGAGCUGUUGGAGCGGGGCAAGCUGAUCUUGGCGCAGCCUCAAGGACAGCAGCGUCCUGUGGGCUGUAUCAAGUGCGAGGUGUUUGAGGAAGAUGGCCGGCAGGGAGCAGAAAUUGGCUUCUUCGCCAUUGAUGCUACUCUCCGUCGCCAUGGGCUGGGUAAGCGCUUGUAUGCUGCAGCCGAGUCGCAAGCGCGCGCUGCCGGCUGCGCGUUUAUGCGGCUGUACGUCCUUGAUCCUCUGCAUUGGGACCACCCCAUGAAGGAGGCCCUCAAAAGGUGGUAUGGUCAGCUUGGCUUUGCCCUGACCGGCUCAAGCGCAGAGCUGCCUCUCGCCGGUCGACUCAACAACCAUCUUGCCACCGAGGCCCGCCUCAUUGUCAUGGAGAAACCCUUGCACACUUAAGCUUCAAGGAGGCUGUGCCUCACACUGUCUCCCAACCACCCCGCCUCGCCCUGCUCGACACCUGUUUGAGUGGCCUGCUGCAGGCGAGGAAGAAAUUUGACAGUGUCUAUCUAGGAUUUCCAUACUCAAAAGGUUGGGGACGCGAACAUGCCGCACCCUGGCCCCGUGAUCUAAUCGAGCUUUGGCCCAU
Monosiga brevicollis MX1 is the source of this 785-nucleotide messenger RNA. RefSeq lists its product as uncharacterized. The transcript has a single exon. Gene Ontology annotation, molecular function: acyltransferase activity, transferring groups other than amino-acyl groups. NCBI's taxonomy places the organism in Eukaryota, Choanoflagellata, Craspedida, Salpingoecidae. Bases 5 to 595 code for a protein of 196 amino acids. The record is from RefSeq and is a predicted model, not a curated record.